Messenger RNA from Sitophilus oryzae (rice weevil), 678 nucleotides. RefSeq lists its product as uncharacterized. Lineage: Eukaryota; Metazoa; Arthropoda; Insecta; Coleoptera; Curculionidae. The record is from RefSeq and is a predicted model, not a curated record. The coding region runs from base 16 to 549 and encodes 177 amino acids. The transcript has 3 exons. Gene Ontology annotation, molecular function: sequence-specific DNA binding.
CCUAAUAUCCCUAUUAUGGGAGAUUUAUCGGCAAUGGGCAAAUUUGAAAUUUCUGUCCCCACUUUUAAGCAGCUUCCUCGGUUUGACAGCAGAGGCACUGCGAUCGACUGGGAUACUACAUUUUCAUUCAGUACAACAAUGAGUCGUGGUAGAAAUUGCUUUGUACCUGGCUGUACAAGUGGGAAUCCCAAUAAAAACAAGGCAAAUAAAGAACGGGGUGAAAGAAACCCAAGCCUUUUCAAAGCUCCUAAUGAUCCUAGCUUGCUACAGCAGUGGCAAAAGGCGAUACCCAGAUCAGACAAGACACUUAGCAGCAAAGAUGCUGUUUGUGAACUACAUUUUCUAGAUGAAGAUAUUUUGACUCAUUAUGAGAUCAAAUUAACUGACGGAACUAUCAGUAGAAUUGAGCGGGGUAGACCAUUAUUAAAGGAGGGUUCAAUUCCAAGAAUUUUUCCUAACCUGCCUUCAUAUUUCUCUAGUAAUAAAAGAAAGAGGAAACCACCAUGUGUAAGGAGUGAAGCAACUGAAAAAGUUUUUUUUCUUAGUUAAUAGAAACAAAAGUUGUAAUGUAUUAAUAUUGCUAAAUAAAUAUUUAUAUGAUGAAAUAAGUCAGCGUAUAUACAUAUUCACAACUCUGUAUUUUUGUGCUUUUGAAAUAAACUGAGUACAUUAUUUAUU